AUGAGGCAGGAGACUCCUGGCCCAGGUUCUGCUGAGUUAGACGACGAGGAGCCCAUCCUUCCUGUCUACGAAGCGGUUAGCACACCAAGCCCUAUCAGUCCGGCAGGCUCUAACCCGUGGGUCUUUUCCUUUGAUUCCGAUUCUCCACCUUCUUUCCUUAUUGAUUCCUCCAACAAAUGGGUGCUUGAUAUUAACCCUCACGGUAAUAGGCGUUCCCGUGGACAGCCUUCACAUACUCCGUCCAAUUCAAUUUCAAAUCAGUCCUUCUUACACAUGGAACCUCUUACAGACGCUUUGACCUACAUAUAUUCCCUCAGCGCUGGGGAUGCCCCAAUACAAAUCACCAUUAUGGUAGAGGCAGAAGCAGACCGCCAAAACUUCUACACUUUCUCAAUCGCAUUGAAGGCAGGUCAUGUGGAACGUGCUAUAUGCAAACCCAUUACGUUGAGGCUUUCCGUUAAUCCACGACAGCUUGAUUUUUCGGUAUUUGUCUUUCCUCCAAGAUCUUCAUUGCCCGUCGGCUGCCUACAUCACCUGCGCGUGUGGCUUAGAUCAGCGGCCAUUGACCAUCGGAUAUUUGGUGACAACGAUCUGUGGGUAGGCCGAGAUCCGGAUUUUCGUUCUAUUGCAGAUGCUUCUUUUGCCAUCCUUCGGAAUGCAACGCAAGACAUGCUUAUAUAUCAGGCCAUCGUCGGUCGCGCUCACCGCACCCCACACGCUCCCCUUUCACCCUCUUCCUCGGUAUCCUCUCAAGUGACCGAAUCUUACAUCUACCAGCGGCUAUGGAAAACAGAUGAUUUCAAAAUAGGUGCCUACCUCGACUUCGACGCUCUUGGCUCAAAACUCAUCAUGGCCGUGCGGGACCCAAACUCACCACAAAGCGAACGUGACCAGCCUCACCGUAACCGGAGUAUACGCCGGCUGUCCCGUCUUCCCAUGCCUAAUUCAGAUGCCUCAGGAGAUCCAGUACAUGACCGAUAG
Molecule: messenger RNA, 981 nt
Organism: Pisolithus orientalis
Lineage: Eukaryota; Fungi; Basidiomycota; Agaricomycetes; Boletales; Pisolithaceae
Exons: 5
Coding region: 1-981 (326 amino acids)
Source: RefSeq, a predicted model, not a curated record